Messenger RNA from Tyto alba (common barn owl), 2031 nucleotides. Its product is annotated as T cell immunoglobulin and mucin domain containing 4. The record is from RefSeq and is a predicted model, not a curated record. The transcript is spliced from 9 exons. Bases 120 to 1418 code for a protein of 432 amino acids. NCBI's taxonomy places the organism in Eukaryota, Metazoa, Chordata, Aves, Strigiformes, Tytonidae.
UACUCAAAGUGAGGCUGCACCACUGUUAAUACAGCAGGAGAAUCACCUCUUUUGACUGGCUUGUAUCCGGAAGAGUAGGAAAGAAGCAGUUGCAGUACAUAAAAUCUGAAAAUGCAGAAAUGAGACUUCAGUGGGGCUCACUCAGCAUCUCUGGAAAGUAUAAGAUCCAGUUUUUUCUCCUUCCACUCACUGCUCUGGAGUCUACAUCAGCUAAAAUGUCCCAUUCUGUGCUGUUUCAAUGGAUUAUGAUACAGAUCUUUAUAGCACACACCGCAUCCGAAGCUGUUGUUAGAGGAGUAAUGGGGAAAUCUGUUCAGUUGUCUUGCUUCUACCGGGUGGCGCAACCUAAUGAUAUCACCGAUAUGUGCUGGGGCAGAGGUCCUUGCCCAAAUUCGAAGUGCAAUAAAAAAAUUUUGCAGACCACUGGGAAUAAGGUGACAUUCAGAACAUCUCAGAGAUACAAUCUCCAGGGCAAUAUUUCCUAUGGAGACGUGUCUCUCACUAUUGGGAAAGUGAAGGCAGAAGAUGCAGGUAUAUACUGCUGCCGCAUAGAGAUCCCGGGUUGGUUCAACGACAUCAAAAAGAACGUGAAGUUGGAGGUGGUCAGAGCCCCUCCAGUGAGGACAACCAUCACGAGAAAGGCUCCCGUUUCCCCCAAACAUUUUAGAAAAACAACUUUUGCUCCCCAAGCAACCUCUGAUCAUCAAACAACAGCAGACACUGUUGUCCUCCUGACAACCACUGUCCCCAAAGCAACAACUGCAACCACCAACCAAGCAAGAAGAGAGACUGCUGCCCUUCUGACAACCACUGUCCCCCCAGCAACAACUGCAACCACUGCGUCUUCCACAGUAAUUACACUGGAGACCACUGCUCCCCCAACAUUUGCUGUAACAGAAAAUUAUACCUUUCCAGCAACUAUAGUUACAACCAGUGCUCUCCCAGAUUUUUCAGCUGGUUUCCAAGCAGAUGACAUGAGGACUGAAGAUGACGAUGUGUUCUGCCCAGCAGAGUCUGUCACUCUUCCUGGAGGUACAAAGGUGACUACUGAAUUCCCAAGUAUACUCCCAACUGCAGAGGGAACUAAAAGUGCUCACACUUCCCUCAUGGUGGAAGACGUGCCAACUGCAACAACAACUCUGCCAGUGCCAACCAUCCUUCAGACCCCAAAGAAAACCCAUGCUCCUUCAGCAAGGUCAGACAGCAAGGCUGAGAAACAUGACGAUAACGGAGAUAAGUUUUUCUCUUCUUUCUUCCAGUUUCCCAGCUAUCCCAUUCUCAUUGUCUGUCUCAUAGUGGUGCCCGUUAUUCUCAUAUUGAUGGUCUCUUUGUUUUGGAAACGUAAACACGCAAAGAAGUUUAUAAUAAAAAGUGAUCUAUGCUUCUCACUACAGCCUUGGACCAGCAGAAGACCUUGAAAAAGUUUUCAGUGGCGCUGAAGGAGAAAACAGCGUUUUUUCCCUGUGAAGAGCUCCUACAUCAUCUGUAGAUGCCACAGAAAAUAAAAAGGGCCUGUUUCAUGCUGCAUUGAGAUGCUUAUGAACCCUCAAAAUAUCAAUGGGUGUAAACCAAAGGCCAAAGCUUCAACUGUGAAAAUUUAAAAUCUUUGUGCAAAUUUUGCCAUGUCACCUUUAAAACUCAUAGCAUAAAGAAGCUUCUUUGAGAAGGUGCUUUAUGCAUUAUUCAUAGGUGUUUCUAGCAUCUGCCUUCUUACUAAUACCAUGUUACAGAAUUGAAUUUGUUUUUCUCCAUUUUUACUAAUACUCUUCCUUGAAUACAACUUAUACUUUGAGGAAGAGAAGAUAGAAGAAAUAACAUGAAAUACUGCCUAACUUCAAAUUGAAAAAAAAAAAAAUCAGCAAAUACAGUUCUUAUUGCUUUUAUGUAAUCAAGGAUAAAAUUAAGCCACAAGAAUGCUGUGAGUAUAAAUCAAAAAUGCAGAUUACUUAAGGGGUACCAAUGCUGCCUGUGAUUCAGCAUGUUUGAAUGACCCUUGGAGACUAUGUUAAUAAACUUUGUAAUUUACUGCUA